This is a messenger RNA of Ziziphus jujuba (common jujube), 2043 nucleotides long. Its product is annotated as phosphoglucomutase, cytoplasmic. NCBI's taxonomy places the organism in Eukaryota, Viridiplantae, Streptophyta, Magnoliopsida, Rosales, Rhamnaceae. Gene Ontology annotation, cellular component: cytosol. The record is from RefSeq and is a predicted model, not a curated record. The coding region runs from base 210 to 1943 and encodes 577 amino acids. The transcript is spliced from 17 exons. Gene Ontology annotation, molecular function: phosphoglucomutase activity; magnesium ion binding. Gene Ontology annotation, biological process: carbohydrate metabolic process.
AGGCGUUUAAAAAUGCUUAUCGCAUAAACUCAAUCUCAUUCUUUGUAAUAUUCUCCCACCUCAUUUUCUUUUCCUUUCUUUCCUUUAAAAGUCCUUCAAUACUCUCAAUUCCUUCCUCGCUCUCUUUUGAAAAAAAACAAGGACACUCGUCUUCUUCAAGUUUAGGUACUGUAGGAGUGAAGAAAAAGAAAAAGAAAAAAAAGAAAAAAAUGGUGGUUUUCAAGGUUUCCAAGGUUGAUACCAAGCCUUUCGAUGGCCAAAAGCCUGGCACUUCUGGUCUUCGCAAGAAGGUUAAAGUUUUCACUCAACCAAAUUACUUGCACAAUUUUGUUCAAUCAACAUUCAAUGCCCUUUCAGCAGAUAAAGUUAGAGGAGCCACACUUGUUGUAUCUGGUGAUGGCCGUUACUAUUCAAAGGAUGCUAUUCAGAUCAUAACUAAGAUGUCUGCAGCCAAUGGAGUAAGACGUAUUUGGGUUGGUCAAAAUGGUUUGCUGUCAACACCUGCUGUGUCAGCUGUUAUACGUGAAAGAGUUGGAGCUGAUGGAUCCAAGGCGACAGGCGCUUUUAUAUUGACAGCAAGUCACAAUCCAGGCGGUCCUCAUGAGGAUUUUGGGAUUAAAUACAACAUGGAAAAUGGUGGACCUGCUCCAGAGGCCAUCACAGACAAGAUCUAUGAGAACACAAAAACAAUAAAGGAGUACUUAAUUGCAGAUCUACCUGAUGUAGAUAUCACCACACCAGGUGUAACAAACUUUACGGGCCCUGAAGGACAAUUUGAUGUUGAGGUUUUUGAUUCAGCAAGUGAUUAUCUGAAACUGAUGAAGUCAAUUUUCGAUUUUGAAUCUAUCCGGAAGCUGCUGUCAUCUCCUAAAUUCUCAUUCUGCUAUGAUGCACUGCAUGGAGUUGGUGGGGCUUAUGCAAAAUGCAUUUUUGUAGAAGAGCUUGGUGCACAAGAAAGCUCUUUACUGAACUGCACACCCAAGGAGGAUUUCGGAGGAGGACACCCAGAUCCCAAUCUGACUUAUGCCAAAGAGUUGGUUGCUCGAAUGGGAUUGGGAAAAUCAGGCACUCAAGAUGAGCCCCCAGAAUUUGGUGCUGCUUCUGAUGGUGAUGCAGAUCGUAACAUGAUCCUUGGGAAAAGGUUUUUUGUUACUCCAUCGGAUUCUGUUGCCAUAAUUGCUGCAAAUGCAGUUGAUGCCAUCCCAUACUUCUCUGCCGGUUUGAAGGGAGUUGCCAGGAGCAUGCCUACAUCUGCUGCCCUUGACGUCGUAGCUAAACAUUUGAAUUUGAAAUUUUUUGAGGUACCCACUGGCUGGAAAUAUUUUGGUAAUUUGAUGGACGCUGGAUUAUGUUCUAUUUGUGGUGAAGAAAGUUUUGGAACUGGCUCGGACCACAUUCGAGAGAAAGAUGGGAUAUGGGCUGUUUUGGCUUGGUUGUCUAUUCUUGCUCACAAAAAUAAGGAAAACCUUGGUGGGGGAAAGCUUGUGACUGUUGAAGACAUAGUGCGCCAACAUUGGGCUACCUAUGGUCGUCAUUAUUAUACUAGAUAUGACUAUGAGAAUGUGGAUGCGGAAGCAGCAAAGAAACUAAUGGCAUAUUUGGUCCAACUGCAAUCUUCCCUUGCUGAUGUAAAUGGGAUUGUGAGUGGCAUCCGUAAAGAUGUUUCUAAGGUUGUCCAUGGUGAUGAAUUUGAAUACAAAGAUCCUGUUGAUGGUUCCAUCUCGAAGCACCAGGGUAUUAGAUACUUGUUUGAGGAUGGAUCUCGAUUGGUGAGUUUCAUUAUGAAAGCACCGGGUGUUAGUAGUUUAGCGGCUUUCGCUAAUGAUUUUAAUCUGGGAGAGUUUGCAGCUGUUAUUUUUGUUAAGGAGCUGAUGUUAAUUCUCAUGAUUGGCUUGGUUGAUUCUUUGUUUCUUUUAGACAUCCUUCCCUUAGACUUGCUAUGAAACUUUUGGUAUAGACUAUAGACCAAUAGCAUAUGCAGAAUUGUCCAUCAUAGUUACUCUUAUUGGAACUCAUUUAAUCUAAUUCAUUUAUUCUUUUUUA